CAUUGAACUGUGAAAUAAGUAAAGACCCAAAAUAAGUGAUUAUUCAGUUUCUUUCAAAGAUUUAUAUAGUGGUGUUCUAAAUGUCCAGGUAUAAAUUAGUGUCAUCCGACCUUAGAUACCGCAUUUUAUUUCAAAAUCGUGGAAAUCACAAUUGGCAUGAUUAUGGCAGAAGAUUUUCCAAGGCUCAACACAGAGGUAGAUACAAGUCUUAAGGACCUUGACUUUGAUCAGAUAAGACAAGAAAGAUUUGAUAGAAACAGACACUUUUUGGAGAGUGUGAAUCCUACAGCUGCUGCAAAAGUGUUUCCUGGUCAUGAGCAUGAAGGGAGACAACUCAGUAAAGCAUCACAAGCAGCUAUUACUAUACAAAGAUUUUGGAGAGGUUUUAAAGGGAGAGAAGCAUAUGUCUCUGCAUUGUGGGAAAAGUUUGAACAGGAGGAAGAAAAGCAGCAUGAGAAAAUGUUAUACCAGAUGGAAGAAGGGGAAUUACUGGUGGAAAAUCGUCAGUUGGAGGUGUUAUUGGAUGAUGGUAAAACAACACGCAGAAAUGCAGAAAGGCGUUAUUUAUCAAAAGUGAUUACAAUUCAGAGGGCCUGGAGAUCUUAUUUAGAAAAACCAGCUUCUGAAAGAUCUAGAAGAGAACCACGUUACCAUGGUGAUCAUCAAGAUGAUUUAAGGUCAGACAGGGUCAAAGUAAAUAGGUCAAAUCCAUUUGGUAAUUCUGCUGGUGAGGACGAAGAACAAGGCAUAGAAACAGAAAGCAGUGGAUCUUUUAUGUUUAAUCCUUUGACAGAAAAUGAAAAUUCAUCUAUAAAUAGUACAAAUAAGUCACCAUUGAUCAACAAUUUCUUUAAAUCUAGUACCUCAAAAAAUAAUGAAGAAAGUUUGAAUAUCCAUGAACUGUCACCAAAACAACAAAGAAAGCACAGUUUAUUAUCAAAGGCACAUGAAUUUGCUGAACUGAAAAAGUUGGACUCCAAAGUCCUUCCAUUUGACCUUCACCUUCACCUUGCUGAAGGUGAAAGUUCAGAACCUCUACCUGAAGCCACAAAGGGAAGUAAUAUGUCUACAAAUAUGCCUCCAUCAGUUAAUAGUGAUCAAAAUGGAGUAACAUCCCCUGCUGACUCUGGUAAAAAGGAAUUAAAAGAAUCCAUGAAGGAUUAUAGUGAAACAAAUGUGAAGGGAGAUAAUUGUGUUGAGAUUGUUAACAAAACUGAAAAGGGGAGCCACCCUGUUCAAAAUACAAAAUCAGGUGCAGAUAACUCAUCAAAUUGUGAUAAAUAUGGUAAUUCUAAUUCUCAAAGCAUCUGUGAUAAUAAAGGAGUGAAUUUCAGUGAAAACAAUUCUAGCUGUGAUACUAAGGGAGAUAAUUCUUGUCAUACUAUAGAAAUACAAAAAAGUGAUGUUAAGGGAAGUAACUCAGGGAAGAAAGAUGCUGUUGAAACAGAAAGUGCAUUUGAUGUGUAUAAUAUAGAAACAACAUUACCAGAUAUGGACUGGUCGUCACUGGAGCAGAAGUUGAAAGCAGCAAGUGAGGAAGCUAGACUAAUACAAGAGGCAAGACGCAAUGACAGGGAAGAAAUUAGGAAAAAGCUUGCAAUGGGUGGAGAAGAUGGCCUUGACGAUGAUGACGAUGAUGAUGAUGAAAUAACAUAUAAAAAGCCAAACAUUCAGUCAAGAUUACAAAGUGGACUACAGAUAUGUUUUAUGAAUGAGUCACCAGGUGACACUGACAACGAAGGGCUGUCUCCAAGGCAACAUGAAAUCCAUGACAAUGUGAAACUCAUGAAGAAAGUCAGUAACCUUGUUGAUUCGGAUAAUAAUUUGAGUACUGUAACUGAUUUAAAUAACCCUACCCAACCAACAACGUCUAUACAGAGGUCAAGUCCACCAAGAUUAAAACCUGGUGAUAAAAAAGAAAAGAGUGAAGACUUUCAUUCCAGACAAGAGCAACUACAAAAUGAGGCUAAAAUGGCUCUUGCACAGGCUGGAUCUAUGGCACAUAUGCAAUUGGAAAUUGAGAAGCAGUUAAAGAAGAAAUCUCCAAUGGCUGAAAUGGUUGGAAUUCCAGGCCUUGGUGAGAAACAUAGGAAGAAACUUAGUUUAAGACAACUACAACAGAUGAAUUUGGCUUCCAUUCAAGUCUUGUAUAACGAUUUACAAACACAAAUUGAAAGUUUAAAUGAGGAACUCGUACAUCUGCUUAUGGAGAGAGACGAGUUACACAUGGCCCAGGAUUCAAUGCUGGUUGAUAUAGAAGAUUUAACAAGGAGAGCGGAAGAGUUAGCAGAGCGUGCCAAUCGAACUGGAGGGAAUAAAGGAAACAAGACAACUAGUGUUAAAGGAAAGCUCCCAGCAAGAUAGCAUAUUAUAUAACUAUUAAAUAUCAAAAAAACUAACAUAGGCUGUGUUAUAUAGAACAACACAAGACUGGACGGAAGUUGUCACAUGCAAAACCCAUGCAAAAGCAUUAUGACAGUUACGAUGAGUAGACUCGCAAAUUAUUCUAAUAGAACAUAUAGAAAUGUCAUUAGGAAGUAACAUAAAUGUAAGGACUAUGUUGUGUUGUACAAGAAAGUGAUUUAAAAUUUAAAAAGCAUAAAACAAUACAUACACUAUGAAAUUUACAAUGUACAUGUUGAAGUGAUCAUAUGUAUGGAUAUACAUGUUUAGCUGAAUAAUUAUAAUCUGGCAACUUACAAAAUGAUUACGGAAAGAAAAGAUUGUUUUAUGUUUAGUGGUUUUAAACCAGUUGAUAACUAGGUGUUGAGACAUUCCGUAAUUAAUGGAAUAAAGAUCUGUGUCAUGUGUCCUUUUUCUCUAACAAUAUAUAUGUCGUGUAAUGCCAUUUAGUUGACUUCUUGUCUGUUAAUUAGUGUUAACAUGUAUUCUUAAGAAACAAGUAAUACUUUUCUAUUGAUAAGGGUUUUUCCAUCUUGUAAAGGACUUUAAUUUGGAUUUUUCAUGGCUUUUAGUUUUAAUCUGAAUAUGGCAAUUUUUUAAAAGAAAAAGCUAACAAGCUAUAUUAAGUAACCGUCACCUGGUAUCCGUCAACAAAGUGUUAUCUGAAUUUCCUCACAUAAAUCUGGCUUGAGACUUAAUGAAGUGAAUAACUUAUACUAAUUUGUGAUUGCAUAAUGUGUGGGUCUCACAACACACAUUUAAUUAACAAUGAGCAGGAAGCAAUUUCACUUUGUGGCUUACAUUUAAUAUAUUAACUAAUAUUUACCAAAAUAAUUAAACUAAUUGUGUUUUUGUUAUCACUUUGAGGCAUAUUCAUUUAAACUUAUCAUGUCAUAUUAUACAAGAGAUAGUUCUAACAACAAGUAUAUAAGGUUUUUUCGACCAAAUUGUUAAAACAGAAUAAGCAUCAAUUAUUUAUAUUCCCUUUGAAUUUCAAUAAAUGUAGUAUAUGAAGAAAGUUUUUAUUAAUUAAUGUGUAUUUCAUUGAUUCAUAUAUGAUAUACCUGUAUAAGUGUUCAUGCAAAUUUGAUAAUGAAAAAACCUUGAAUAUUAAUUUACUUGUUUAUUAUUGUUACCGUAUUGUUGGGAGUCAAAAAAGCAGUUAUAAAUUUGAUAAUAUCAUUUUGUUGUUUCAUUUGUAGCGCUAUUUACAAUUUAUGACUUGAAUCAAUAGAUGAAAAUAAUCAGAUACAUUAAGAAUGAGAGUUUUGGUGUUUGUAAAUAAAAAUGUAAACAAUGUUUCAUAAUUUUGCUUAGUAUAUGUAUUGUAAUGUACCUUUUGUUAACUGGCACAUAUUUUUAACUUGUUUUCAUGCUAAUUCAACAUAAAUCAUUAAAAAUGAGAUAAAUAAAAAUAUAAAUGCUCAAA
Messenger RNA from Ruditapes philippinarum (Manila clam), 3832 nucleotides. RefSeq names its product IQCJ-SCHIP1 readthrough transcript protein-like. The transcript has 14 exons. The record is from RefSeq and is a predicted model, not a curated record. Gene Ontology annotation, cellular component: cell junction; plasma membrane. Gene Ontology annotation, biological process: positive regulation of hippo signaling. Bases 157 to 2364 code for a protein of 735 amino acids. Gene Ontology annotation, molecular function: protein binding. NCBI's taxonomy places the organism in Eukaryota, Metazoa, Mollusca, Bivalvia, Venerida, Veneridae.